Molecule: messenger RNA, 831 nt
Organism: Macrosiphum euphorbiae (potato aphid)
Lineage: Eukaryota; Metazoa; Arthropoda; Insecta; Hemiptera; Aphididae
Source: the annotation of a GenBank genome assembly
AUGCUUGAGAGAUUUUUAAUAUUGUCUAAACUCGUUUCUGAUGUUUUUCUGCAAAAACCAUCAGGUCCUGAAAUGCUCACAGCAAGAGAGCUACAACAAUUGCGUGAAACAAUAAAAUUACUUCGUCCAUUUGAGAAAGUUACUCUGGAAAUAUCUGGUGAAAAAUAUGUAGUUAUCAGUAAAAGUACGCCACUUUUGAAUUGUGUUACUAUUGAAAUAGAAUCAUUACAACCUACGUUGGAUAUUGGAAUUGAACUAAAAAGAAACAUUAUUACAGAAUUGAAAAAACGGUUUAGUAAAAUUGAGUUUUUUAUUAUGUUUCCUAUACCUACAAUUUUAGACCCUAGGUUUAAAAAUUUACACUUCAGAGAUCCUGUAGCCUGUCAAAAAGCCAUAGUAGAGCUAAAAAAGUUGGCCAAAAGUUCAAUACAGGAAGCAAGCUCGACUGAUUGUUCAAGUGUUGACGAAGAACAGCAAUCUGAUAAUUUUGAUUUAUGGGAACACUAUAAAACAUUAGUACAUAAGAAAUAUAAAAGAAAACAAACAAGAACAGAUUUGUCAGAAACCACCAAUGUAAAUGCCUACCUAUCACAGCUUUUAAUUUCUUUAAAAGAAGAUCCAGUUCAAUGCUGGGAAGAUAUGAAAACUGUGUAUCCAGAUUUAUAUGUACUUGCUCAGAAAUAUUGUCGUUAUUCGUCUGUUAAUUAUGAAAGAUUAUUUUCAAAGGCUAGUUUAACGCUUUCAAAAUCAAGGAAUAGACUGUUAGGAAAGAGAUUGAGUAAAUUACUUUUUUUAAACUCCAUUGAUGAUGAUCUUUGGUUUCAAACUUAA